Molecule: messenger RNA, 1125 nt
Organism: Betta splendens (Siamese fighting fish)
Lineage: Eukaryota; Metazoa; Chordata; Actinopteri; Anabantiformes; Osphronemidae
Gene: bglapl
Product: bone gamma-carboxyglutamate (gla) protein, like
Exons: 4
Coding region: 95-646 (183 amino acids)
Biological process (GO): response to vitamin K; bone development; regulation of cellular response to insulin stimulus
Cellular component (GO): extracellular region
Molecular function (GO): structural constituent of bone; hydroxyapatite binding; calcium ion binding
Source: RefSeq, a predicted model, not a curated record
AUAUUGACCUUGACUUUGGGGACAGAAACAGAGCGCUCCAUCGAGGCAAAGCAAGAAAGCAAGAAAGCAAGCAGACGAGCGGCUGCAAGGCAUCAUGAAGACUCUGACUCUCCUCUCCAUCUGCGCUCUUCUGGCGGCGUGCUGGUCCAUGGCAGCUGUGGAACCAGAAGUAGUCGUGGACCCGGCCGCCGACGUGACCGACGACGCAGCAGCCGCCGACCCCGCAGCCGUCGACUCCUCCGACUCUUCCUCAUCCUCCUCUUCCUCCUCCGAGUCCGACUCGGCCUCGUCCUCCGAGUCCGACUCCAACUCCGCCUCCGACUCCUCAGCCUCCGAGUCCUCCGAGUCGUCCGAGUCCGCGUCCUCCGAGUCGGACUCCUCGGCAUCUGACUCUGCGGCUUCGUCCUCUUCAUUCUCCUCUUCAUCUGAGUCAGCCAGUGAUGAAGCUUCUCAGGUGGUCGUGAAGAGAGACUUGGCCGCCGCCCUCCUGAGGAGCAGGAGAGCAACCCCAGCAGGAGACCUGUCCCCCCUGCAGAUGGAAAGCCUCAGAGAGGUGUGCGAGCUGAACACCGCCUGUGACGACAUGGCCGACACCGACGGCAUCGUCGCCGCCUACACCGCCUACUACGGACCCGUUCCCUUCUAAGCUACAGACUCUGAACUCGUCCCUCCUGUAACCGAGCGACACAACAACACCCUGAAUCCAGACUAGGAGCAGACAAUCACCAAUGAGGCCUUGGGCCUCGUGCUCACACUAGGUGGAGCGUUUUAACUUUUUAAAUCCUUGCACAAGUGAUCAGCUUUAGGGGUCAGAUUGGAAAGGGCCACGUCCAGGCACAUGGAACCACAAGCUGGUGACGUUUUCCGUCACCAGGCUUGGUUGUGUCAACAGUGUAAUACAAUGAAUGGUGCUACAAGUGCAAACGUAUUGUAUGUUAAUGUGUUAGUGUUUUUUAUUAUUGUUCUUUAGUCUAGAAAUAGUAGUUUGAGUUAUGUAGUAGUAGAAUGUAGUUUUGGUAGAAGUAGAAUCGUGUUGUUUUUAAAAUGCACAUCAGUUAUCUGUUAUGACUGUAAACCACAAAUUGCCUCUGGGUUUGACAAUAAUAAAUUAUUUUGUCCUGUAAA